Messenger RNA from Psammomys obesus (fat sand rat), 2079 nucleotides. It is a transcript of the gene Uprt, whose product is annotated as uracil phosphoribosyltransferase homolog. The record is from RefSeq and is a predicted model, not a curated record. Lineage: Eukaryota; Metazoa; Chordata; Mammalia; Rodentia; Muridae. The transcript is spliced from 7 exons. The coding region runs from base 137 to 1066 and encodes 309 amino acids.
GAGAGGACAGCCAGGGUUAGACGUUUGGAGGAGGCGGGGGCUGCGAGGAAGCACGUGUCCGCAUCCCUUUCUUCCUGUCCUUUAUCCUUUUAUUCUUAGGGUUUGAUAGCAGCGGCGACAGCCCGGAACCCCGUGUAUGGCCACGGAGUUACAGCUUCCGGACUCCAUGCCCUGUCACAACCGGCAAGUAAACGCUACUUCCAGCCCAAGUCCCGAUCGUCUGCGAGCAGACGACCAGAUACUGGAUCAUGCCGAGGAAAAUAAGGCUGCUUUGGCUCAACUGACUCUCCUCCCUGGGCACGCCCAUUCUGGCGUGCUCUCGGAGCAGGACUCUCAGGCCUGUGGCAGCACUAAUCUUCACUCUGAGAACCACAGUGAUAAUAGUGACAGUGGCAAUUCCAAGGCACCUGUAGGCGACCCCCUCCUAGGGGACUGUGAACUCUCCCGACAGAUCGGGGCACAGCUUAAGCUGCUGCCAAUGAAUGAUCAGAUCCGGGAACUGCAGACUAUCAUCCGCGACAAGACAGCCAGUAGAGGGGACUUCAUGUUUUCUGCGGAUCGUUUGAUCAGACUUGUUGUAGAAGAAGGACUGAAUCAGCUGCCAUAUAAAGAAUGUAUGGUGACCACUCCGACAGGGCACAAGUAUGAUGGAGUGAAAUUUGAGAAAGGAAAUUGUGGGGUCAGCAUAAUGAGAAGUGGUGAGGCAAUGGAACAAGGCUUACGAGACUGCUGUCGAUCCAUCCGAAUUGGGAAGAUCCUGAUUCAGAGUGAUGAGGAGACACAAAGGGCCAAAGUAUAUUAUGCCAAGUUCCCCCCAGACAUUUAUCGCAGAAAAGUCCUUCUGAUGUAUCCAAUUCUCAGCACUGGAAACACUGUCAUUGAAGCUGUAAAGGUUCUUAUAGAGCACGGAGUUCAACCCAGUGUUAUUAUCCUACUCAGUCUCUUCUCCACCCCCCAUGGUGCCAAAUCAAUCAUUCAAGAAUUUCCAGAGAUCACAAUUUUAACUACUGAAGUUCAUCCUGUUGCACCUACACAUUUUGGACAGAAAUACUUUGGAACAGACUAAGUUAUUACAGGAAAAUGAAAUAACUUGCAUAAUAUUAUGGUUGUAAAUGGAUUUCAUAUUUGUUUUUACUAAUUUGAGAAAUAAUGGAGAAAUGCAUUAGGAAUGCCUUUUAACAUUGCAAAUAGGUGUGGCAACAAGAAAUACUGGAAAUUUAUUUGUUUGAUUUGGUCAUUUCUUCACAUGUAGUACCAACUUCAGCAAUGAAGUCACUGAACCCUCACUCAGUGCAUGGAAACUGUCGAACUUGUGACCCUCUUGGUUUCGAGGUUGCUUGCCGCCGCAAAGAAAACCCAAACACUGCAGUUUAAAUUUUCUUUACUGUGCUUUUAGCUCGAGAGUGCUUUCCUGUGUGUGGCUUUUGCCCCGCUCCAUACUCUAUAUUUUCUUGUACUGUGUAUGCAGGGAUCUUGGAGAAGAGAGAACAAAAGAAUAUCCUAGAAUUUUAUAUUGCUCUUUAUGUUCUUGCUUAAUUUGCAGACCCAGGAUAUCUGCUUAACUCUUUCAGCUAAGCUGAUGUGUUCCUCCUGGCUCGUUUCCUCAACUGGGGAUUAGCCAUAGGUGCCUGCUCAAACUGUAAUACAGGAAUAAAAGAUGCAGGACCUUUUCAGUAACCGAAUCUGUAACAUGACUCCAGAGAGACUGAACCAAAGAUGCCUGAUGAUGAUGAGAGAGCUAAAUCAGCCCUCUACAGGGGAAUUGGUGGGGGGUUUUCUAGUGUGUCGGUGGAAGUGGAGGCUUUGCUGCAUUUCAUGGCCACUAAGUAAAUCAAUAUGAUUUACUUAUUUACUUCUACUAGUUGCUUUUGGUUUGGAACUUAGUUAUUCUGCAUGUUUUUUUUUUAACUAGUAGUAAAGUAGAGAAAACGUAUGUUCAUUAAAAUAUAUAGUUUGUAUGUGCUCAUUUAAGCUUCUGAAAGAGAGAUAAACAAUCUUAUAAUCUUUGCACUUUUGAAAUGUGCUUAUAAAACCGUGAUCCCAUUUUACAGUGAUAUUAAAACUUCUGUGGUGGCUGGA